AUGUACAUUUCAGACGCAAGGGAUCUCCAGUGCUGCCAGAGUCAGGUUCCUAAACUUGUCGACCACUUCAUCUUGAGGCCAAGCGACAAGGACAACAUCAAUGCCAUGUGCUGCUGCAAGAACGACUCAGUGUCCGCCUCAUCCUUCUCGUCCUUCUCAAGCGACGAACCCAACGCUCGUCCCAUCGAGCUGCCAACCAUCCGCCGCUCUACCGCUGGUACCAGUCGCACAACUGCCAGCAUGCCUCAGCAGGCCCCUCAGCGUGCGGCUGGCCGCGAGACUAUCCUCUUCGUCGAAGAGAUUACGUCGAGUCGAAGCUCUGGUCGCUCUCAUCUCACGUCCUACCGUUACUGUAUAUAUCUCUCUGCAACUAUUGGAGAGACAGAUGCACUCAACCACGAGAUCUUGGAAGAGUCAAACACCAGUGCCGUGCCUGUUGCUCCAGCAGUCCCUCAACCACCAAACAACCAUGUCCAGGGAGUAACAGACGCCUCUGACGCCGAGGUUGACUGGGCUCCUCCCGAAUCCGCCUACUCCUUCAUGCCAGACCUCAACUUCAUCGCUGAAGCUGUCAACAUUGCUGUGACCUUCGCCAACGCCUUCAACGACAUAGAGGUAAUUGAUGGAGAUUAUGCGCAGCGAGAACUGCAACCAGAAGACUCUUGGUGGGAAGCAAGGGAAGCAGACCUGUCCACAAAAUACAGAUACUGGCAGUCCGUCAACUCUGCAUCGACCAACACAACUCUGCCAGCCAUCAACGAAAUCGAGCAAAACACCAAGCUCAAGGACCACUUCAGAAAGCGAAACAUGUUCAUCAACAACAUACAGGCCAACGCUUUCUUCAAUGAGAAGGAGUGA
Molecule: messenger RNA, 858 nt
Organism: Aureobasidium melanogenum CBS 110374
Lineage: Eukaryota; Fungi; Ascomycota; Dothideomycetes; Dothideales; Saccotheciaceae
Exons: 4
Coding region: 1-858 (285 amino acids)
Source: RefSeq, a predicted model, not a curated record